Pangasianodon hypophthalmus (striped catfish) is the source of this 2695-nucleotide messenger RNA. RefSeq names its product nuclear receptor coactivator 5 (gene ncoa5). Gene Ontology annotation, biological process: regulation of signal transduction. The coding region runs from base 287 to 2287 and encodes 666 amino acids. The record is from RefSeq and is a predicted model, not a curated record. Gene Ontology annotation, cellular component: nucleoplasm. Lineage: Eukaryota; Metazoa; Chordata; Actinopteri; Siluriformes; Pangasiidae. Gene Ontology annotation, molecular function: RNA binding. The transcript has 11 exons.
GGGUGCUGUGCACGGCGCAUGCGUGUGUGACCUCCACACGCACACAGCGAGCUGCUGCGGCUCUCACUCCGUUAAAUCGCGUCUGUGUUUGUCGCUAAUUUGUUUCGAGUUCCGACUGUGUGGGGCGAGACAGUCCGGCAACUCCUCAUGAUAAAGGACCUGGGGUGAAAAAUAAAUUGUUAAAAGAAAGAAAACAAAUAAAAAAAUUGUAUACACUCUUGUAUACAACGCCAGCUCCAAAUUCGCCUUGAGCAAGUGUUCGCUAGGAGCCGAAGCUUAUAGCAUCAUGUCACACAGAAGAAGCAGAAGUGGUUCUCCACCCUCUUACGGCACCAACAGCAACGACCCUCGUGACCUGGAGAGAAGGAUUUUUGUCGGCAAUUUGCCCACUGCACAUAUGGCGAAGAAGGAUAUGGAAGACCUGUUCAGGCCAUAUGGGAAAAUACAGGCCUUGUCCCUGUUUCGUGGGUAUGGAUUUGUGCAGUUUGAAAGGGCGGAAGAUGCUGAGGCAGCUAAAGCAGGACAUAACGGUCGGAUUUAUAGAGGUUAUAAACUAGAUGUAAAUAUGGCUGCGGAGAGACGACAGAAACCCAGGUCAAGUCCUCCACGCAGGCCUGCUGGUUAUGGGGACAGCAGGGAGCCCCAUCCCCGUUCUCGAUCCCCACUGCAGGGUCGAGACUCUCGCGACAACAGGGAUGGCAGAGACAUGAGGGAACCUAGUCGAGAACCACGGCCUGGGCCACCACGAGACCAUGAUGAUGAGCGCUUCAGGAGCGCAGAUGGAAGGGAUAAAGACUCGCGAGAUGCUCCUUACAGAAAUGACGGUUAUGACCGCUUUUACCGUGGUGAAUAUGAACAGUACCGCAAGAAAGAUGAUCCUUACGCUGAGCGCUACAGGGAGAACUGGAGUGGCAGGAGAGAACCAGAAGAGGAGCGAAUACGCCCUGAGGAGCGCAGGAGGAAUGAGCUGUACCGUCAGUACUAUGAAGAGCUGCAGAGACGUUACGAUGCUGAGAGACCUGUGGACUGCUCUGUCAUCGUGGUCAACAAGCAGCAGAAGGAGUAUGCAGAAAUGGUGGGGAGAAAGGUGCGAGAUCUGGGCAUGGUGGUGGACCUCAUCUUCCUCAACACAGAGGUGUCUCUGACCCAGGCUCUGGAGGACGUCAGCCGGGCUCGUACACCCUUCGCCAUUAUCAUCACCCAGCAGCACGAAGUGCAUCGCUCCUGCACAGUCAACAUUCUCUUUGGCACACCACAGGAACACAGAAACAUGCCCAUGCAGGAUGCUAUGGUUUUAGUGGCUCACAACUAUGACACCUUUAAGAUGGAGAACCGUGCCAAGGAGCGGGAUGAGAUCUCAAGAAAAGCUGCGAAGAUGGCAGAUGAGGUUUUGAUGAGAGAGCAUGACAGACAAGGCCACCCAGUUUCGGUACUGACUGCUAUCACGCUGCUGUCAGAGGGCAGGUUCCUGACUCCUCAAGAGUUAACGGUACUCAUUAACUAUCUGCAAGAUAAGCGUGAUCGUCUUGUCCGAGGCAGCACAGACUCUCACCUUGGGUCCCAUCAGUCCUCUGCAGCAGUCACUCAUGAGACCCCUCAGUCCACCCAGGCUCUUGCCCCUGUUUCCCACCAGACACACCCAUCCACACACUCCUUACACAGCUCCCACCUUCCUGCUGCUUCUGCCACCACCACCAACCAGCAGCAAGAGCUGCAGGCUAAAAUUCUCAGUCUUUUCAACAGUGGCUCAGGUUCCUCGGUGUCUCAGAACCAGGCAGCAGUGUCGCAGCCUCAGGGCUACGGAUCCACACAGAGCUCCAGCCUCUCCUCCUCCACUCUGUCCAACUUGGCUAUGUCUGCUCAUGACUCUCAGGACAUGAUGAGUCCUCGCAUGAGCAUUAGGCCCCCUGCUAACCGAAUAGCAGCACCUCAGGGGCUCCAGAGAGCUGGAACUGGGAUUAACUUUGACAACCCUAGUGUGCAAAAAGCCCUUGACACACUCAUCCAGAGCGGACCUGCUAUUAACCAGCUGGUCAAUUCAGCGAGCCUAACGGCCAGAUCAGGCCAGGGGGUGGGCCAAGGAAUUAACCAAGGAUUAAGCCAGGGACUUGGGCAAGGAAUGAGCCAAGGUUAUAGCCAGGGAAUGGGACAAGGAAUGAGCCAAGGACUGGGACAGGGGCUAAGUCAAGGACUGGGACAGGGGCUAAGUCAAGGACUGGGACAGGGGAUGAACCAAGGAAUGGGACAGGGGAUGGGGCAAGGGUCUCACUACCAGCGUCAUUUCUGAAACACAUCUAGGCAGCCCUCUUGAAUAAAUUGAUAUUUUUUUGGAUUCUGCAUUUAAUUUUUUAAAAAGCAGUGCCCAGAAUUUCUUAAACAUUUGUUUUAUUUCUUUGUUUGUGAAUGUUACGAUGGUUAUUGUUAGGGCAUCUGAAAGUUCAUUACUUUCAAUUUUCCUUUGGACCAGAAAGAAAUGAUGAUGGAUGUAAAUCAUUCAUGAAGAAUUUGCUGGUCUGAACAGAUAGUUUUGAAUAUUUCCCUUGUGUUAUUUUAUAUAAAGUGUCAUUUGUACAUAAUGAAUUGCGAUUCAAUAAAUAAUUGACACAAAAUGUUUGUUUCUUGUUCCUACAUUAAAAGUGUAAGUGCACUGGAAAGAAGACGUUGUACAAAUCAGUAAUAAAAUGGUAUUAGUUUA